AGUAUUUAAACAGGCUGGCACUGCCACAGCCCCACGGGGACACGGGACAGCAGCUCCUGGGCCGGCCUGAGAGGGAAACAGAGAAGUGCCAGGAGGAACCUGGAGUGGAAUGCAAGAAAAAUGACUUUACUGGCGUUCCUCCUCCUGCUCGCCGUGGUCCCAGCUGAGUCUGCAAGAGGCAGACACCUCCCCAAGGCAGCCAUCUCCAGCCCCGUGUUCGGCCCCCGGCAGGUCUACGGCGUGCUGGGCGGCUCGGUCACCGUGAAAUGCUUCUACCCACCCACCCCGGUGAACAGACACGACAGGAAGUACUGGUGCAGGCAGGCGGGCUCCGGCUGUCCCACCGUGGUGUCCACCCAGUACGUGGCUCCUGGCUACCAGGGCAGAAUCGCCCUCACCGACCACCCCGAGGCAGAACACUUCCAGAUCAACAUCUCAGCGCUGGAGCUGGGGGAUGCUGGCACCUUCCAGUGCGGCGUGGGGGUCAAUGGCAGAGGGCUCUCCUACACAGUCACUCUCAGUGUUGCUGAAGCCCCACCUGUUCCUGAGACACCUGAGCUCUUCUACGUGAAGCUCCGCAGCACCUGGACCGUGACCUGCGGCUUUGGGGAGGACACAGCCGACAUGAAGAAAUACCUGUGCAAGAAGGAGAAGGACGGCUGCCGGAACAUUAUUAACAGCUAUCAGGAGUUAGGGAGGAUUCUGCUGACUUUUGAGGAACCUCCAGGCUCGUUCCGUGUCACGAUGACUCAGAUGGACUGGGAAGAUGCAGGCGUGUACUACUGUGGGGCCGGUGAAUAUGGGAAGGACAAAACAAGCAAGGAACUGGACGUGUUUAUCUACGAGGACAAAAACUUCCCUCACUUAAAGACCAACAUAACUGCAAAAACUGGAAGUUCAGCAACCUUCGAGUGCCCCUAUGAACCUCUAAUUAAUUCUGCCACGAGGUUCUGGUGCAAGCGGAAUGGCAGGAAAUGUACCAGGAUCAUAGACAACACUGGCUUUGUGGACGAACCCUAUAAAGGAAGAGUGGCCACGUUCGAGAACCCCAAAAACAAAACCGUCACUGUCGUCCUGAACCAGCUGCAGUACCAGGACGAGGGCAUUUACUGGUGCAUGUCAAAUGAGCUGAGGGAGCAGCAGUCAUCAGCAGAACUGAGGGUUGUCGCAGGAGAACCUGCUCUGACGGGAAAGAAGGAAGUGGAGGCACAAGUGGGCUCGCGGGUGAAUUUAACCUGCUGCUACCCCUGCACGUACAUCUCCUACGAGAAGUACUGGUGCAAGUGGAACGACACGGGCUGUGCCAUGCUGCCAGCGCAGCAGCAGGGGCUGCCAGAGCCGGGUGACACCUGCGACCCAACCACCAGGACGGUGGUGCUGAGCUUGGGCCCGCUGACGGAGGAAGAUGAAGGCUGGUACUGGUGCGGGCUGAAGCGCAACGGGGUCUUCGGGGAAUCCAUGGCCGUGGAGCUGCGGGUGAGCGCAGGGAGAGAUGCCAAGCUCAGCCCGGAGUUCCUGGAUGUUGAUUCAGCCGUGACCCCGGAGCUGUUCCCCCAGGAGGAGCCCACAGCGAUGCUGAGGUGCGAAAAGGAGCUGCCCCAGAAAGCUCUGAUGAAAGCCAUGGCUCCAACUCUGGCCUUAGUGCUGGGCCCUCUUGCUGGCCUGAUCCUGGUUGUUGUGACAGCUUUUGCCAUUGUCAAAUACAGGCAGCUGAAGAGAUCUGACCUGGUGUCCGUGGGGAGCUACAGGACAAACAUCAGCAUGUCAGACUUUGAGAGCGUGAGGGACUUCAGUGCCAGCAACAGCGUGAAGGAGAGCCAGGAGACCGCCAUGGGAGGGGACGAGUUCAUCACCACCACGGACACUCCGGAAAGUGCUGCUGACACAACGAAGGCAAAAAGGAGCUCCAAGGAGGACGCUGAGCUCGCCUACUCCUCCUUCCUCGUCACCUCCAGCAGCAUCGCCCCGGGCAGCUCCGGGGGGGACAGCGCUGUCCUGGACCUGUCCCCACCCCCGGAGCGGGACUGAGGGGAGGUGGCAGCGCCUGGGACUGGCUCUACCUUGAGGAUCACAGUGUCAGCAAACACUGCUCAUUGCUCCAACAAUUUGCUAAAGCUUCACCUGUUUUUUUGCUUAAAUUCAGCUUCGAGUGGUGAUUUAGGAGGAAUGGUUCGAUGCCAAAGGGGGCUGGAAGUGCAGGUCGGAGUGAGGAGGUGGUGCUGGGAAACAGCAGGAGCUCGAGUGGCUCAUCUGACCAGCAGCCCCAGUUCCUACACUGGGCUCUCAGAGGCCAGAAGGAGCAUUGUGAAAAAAAAAAAAAAAAAUCCCAUUUUCUUUUAAAGGCAGCUGGAAAACCCUUUAGAACAGCAUCUGAUGCUUUUGAUUCCUCUAAGCUUUCCCGACCUGAGGGCAACACCUGCAAGCCAGACAUGUCUGGAGUGUUUGUGUGCACAAACAAUAAAGAAUCCAGUGGCUUUCAGCAGA
Molecule: messenger RNA, 2484 nt
Organism: Vidua macroura (Pin-tailed whydah)
Lineage: Eukaryota; Metazoa; Chordata; Aves; Passeriformes; Viduidae
Product: polymeric immunoglobulin receptor-like
Cellular component (GO): plasma membrane
Molecular function (GO): transmembrane signaling receptor activity
Source: RefSeq, a predicted model, not a curated record